Ruditapes philippinarum (Manila clam) is the source of this 3042-nucleotide messenger RNA. RefSeq lists its product as uncharacterized. Gene Ontology annotation, cellular component: nucleus. Gene Ontology annotation, biological process: regulation of transcription by RNA polymerase II; cell differentiation. The record is from RefSeq and is a predicted model, not a curated record. The transcript has 8 exons. The coding region runs from base 1016 to 2869 and encodes 617 amino acids. Gene Ontology annotation, molecular function: DNA-binding transcription factor activity, RNA polymerase II-specific; sequence-specific DNA binding. Lineage: Eukaryota; Metazoa; Mollusca; Bivalvia; Venerida; Veneridae.
AUAAUAAAAUAAGAUGCAAAAGUUGUUUAAAUCGAAUAUAAAACAAAAUAAGAAAUAAAGUCAUAAUAUGUAUACGCUUUUGAACCAGUCAAAGUUUUUAUAGAGGUGAAAUAGAAGUUCAAAUUUGAAUAUAGUCAUAUUAUUUAUUCGCUUUUUAACCUGGUUAAGUUUUUUGAGGUGAAAUAGAAGCUCUUUUUUAUCUUUUUUAUUGAUGUUUUUGUUUUACUUGAUCUUUCUUUCUUCUUGAAAUGUUAGUAAAACAUUAAUAGUUAAAUAACGACCGAAUUCAGUAAGAUUCCUAUUCUGAAAUAACUAGUAAAAAUAUUUAUUAAAGUUGAUGAAAAAUAGGUGGUCACUUAAAAAAAAUAAAUUUGACUAUUGCGGCGAACUUGAAAGUUCAAAACUAUUUCAAUUAAUCAUAAAUUAAAACAACAUUUAAAGAAAUCAUCGAAACUGUCUGCAUUUAGACAGAACAAUGACAAAUUACGUAAAGAACAAAUAAGGGCCGACCUGUGAGAACAUUUGUUUUUUAUUAAUUUAUCAUGACAAUCCGUUAUAUAAAACAACAACAACACUUUUUUUGAUGGAUAGAGCGAUCCUAGGGCAAUCCGUGGUCCUGUCCUUAUCCCUCGACCCCUUGCAUCAACCGUGUUCCUCGGAGCUAGACCAUCCUAACGUUAGACGUAUAGUCAAUUCCCGCAGGUGAUUCUUCGUUCAAUUAUCGUUUUUAUUGAUUUUAUCUUGUCAAUAUUGAUGGAUCAUUUUUAACAGUAUACCACUUGUAAUAUUUAAUUACACGACUUAUUGACAAUCAAAAUUAAAUCCCGCCCACUUUUUUCAAAAUUGCCAGCAGCCGAAUUGAAAAAGUUCAUCAUUAAAAACCUGUAUAUAACAUGUUACCACUUACUUUACUCAAACUGAAAUGAACUUCUAAUAAGGAAACAUCGAAUGUUUUAAUAAAAUAGAAGGAACUUGGGAUAAAAUUUAAAAUUCUAUUUCCUCGAAAGAUUUCCUGAUGGUUCAAACACUGGAUUUAGACUCAGCUGAGGCUGAACAGCAAGAUUUAUUCUACCUAGUUGGUUGUGUCCUAGAUGAAAUCGAACAAGCGAAGGCCCAAAAGCUGCUUCAGUUGUCUCCCGACGGUGAAUUAGACUCAAUAAUGCCGUCGGCUGAUAUUGAAGAGCAUUCUGAUCUCAUGGAGCAAAUCGAAAGUGCCUUGUCGCCGUUUGACGACGGAAUUAGUACCUAUCAUUCAUUCUUUGACGCUUCUUUUAUGCCGGAAAGGUCAUUUCAAACUCAUCAGAUUCCGUCGGAAGCUCAACAUACACAAAGUAUUGCCGACGAUCUGGUAGAGCAAAUUGACAUGGACAAUGAAUAUCUCUCUUUUGUUGCAAAAGAAAACAAAGAGGAAUCGUCUCAAUAUUCCUCCGCAAGUACAAAUAGUUCGUCUACGCCAUAUGAUGUGCCUGAGCGAGACUUUAUUGUGCCUGAAGAUAUCGUACAGUCUGCAAUAUCUUUACAAAACAUUGUAAAAGACAACAACUGUGAUUCUGUUAAUAAAUGUAUGGAUGUUGUAAACACCCAGAUUCGUGUAAACGAAAAAUUAAACACCGACACCAGUAAAGAUUAUAUUAAACAUUUUGAUGAAUUAAAACAAUAUUCAGAUCUCAUUCAGUUACCGGAUAUGACGUCAAAAUUUAUGUCACAAUCAUCGACGUCAUUACAGAAAGAUUCAGUGACAUACUCACAUUCUCAGCACCAAAACCUUAUACAGACCCAUAACUUUUACGAGGAAGAUUCCAAUGAUACAACGUCAUCUGAAUUAAUGAGCUGGACAAUCAAGCAUCCAGAGAAUUGGAAUGCAACGGAAGUUUUAGACUGGUUAUAUUACUCCCCGGGAAAAAAAAUGGGGCCCACUUUUACUACUUUGGGGAAGCUUUUAGGGGCGGUUUUCCGGAAAAAAUUUUCUUUUUCAAAUGGGUCCCGAAGAUUUUUAAAAACCCUUUGGUCCAUAUUUUGGAGAAAUUCUUUACAAAAUGUUUUCCCACAAUUGGUCAAAGGGUUAAUUUUUCCCCUGCCAGCCCACUCUAGCUUCUCAGAGCAAUCCGAAUUUGACCAAACUUACAGCUACACAGAAUCUCGAAACAGCAGCUUUUCCAUAGCAACGAGUCCCAGUGAGUUAUCACAUAGUCAUGUAACUAGUCCUAGUCAAAGCUCAACUCAAACUAGUCCUGACAUGUAUGUCCCGGGAACAGAAAGACUGACACCAUAUGACUUUGUUUAUGCAAACGGAAAUGGUUCUCAGUCAUUCCAAACGUCUGAUACCGGAAACAUGUUGCCUCCUCAAUCAUCAUAUUCACUGGGCAUGCAGCCUUUAAACUAUCCAUACGAAUACACAGGAAGUCAGUACCAUCUUAGCCAAAAGUCUCAGUAUAAGAUGACCGCCAGAGAGCGCUACGAUACAAAUGGAACGCCACGACGACGCCCUGGUCGGCCACGCAUUAAGAGCGUUCCAACCGAGGAAGAGUUACAGGCACAGCGGGAAAAGAAAAUGAAGAGUCAACAUUUAUGGGAGUUCAUCUACGACAUGCUAAACAACCCCCUUUAUAAUCCAUCCAUAUUGAAAUGGGAAAACCAAAACGAGGGCGUUUUCCGGUUUGUACAGUCGGAAUCAGUCGCACAACUGUGGGGUACAUUGAAGAGCAACGAAAACAUGACGUACGAAAAAUUGAGCCGAGCAAUGAGACAUUAUUACAAGAGAGGCAUUCUAGAACGGGUUGAAGGCAGACGACUUGUAUAUAAAUUUUCAAUGGCCACACUGGAGAGAAUGCGCACGAGAAAACCUCUAAACCCAGAAAUAAGAUCAUAAUACAUGAAACAUUUUACGUCAUACACCACGUGCCAUAAUGAAGAAAACUUACUCACACCUAGUCAAAUUCUGGACGGAUUCAUUUCUAUAAUGCAUUGUCGAAAAACAAAAAAAGUGUCUGCGAUGAAAAAUUUGUGUGCGCCUUUAUCGUCUGCGUAUAUAUUGAUGACCAA